Messenger RNA from Xyrichtys novacula (pearly razorfish), 8939 nucleotides. Lineage: Eukaryota; Metazoa; Chordata; Actinopteri; Labriformes; Labridae. The record is from the annotation of a GenBank genome assembly.
GAAGCUUUUCUUUCAAAACACUGCCGGAUAUAAGGAAGUAAGUCAGCCGAAUGGAGGGAUACAAUUGUUUUACGUUUGUAGCAGAGAAGUUACUGGACAUUUUGGACUAAAAACGCCAGAAACGGACGAUAUAUGAGUGCCAAUAUAUGCUCAGAGACUACUGGAUAUCAAAGCUUUGCCAAAAUCCAUGAAAAUGAUGUAGCUAUAACUUUUGGCUAAUUUCACUCAGGAAACAUGCCUCAUGAAAUCUUCCUAGCUUUUCAUGGCAGUCUUUUUAACUAUGUCAGCUGGACUUACAAUAUCACGCAACGAGAAGCGUCUCUGAAUCAUGAUGUCGGGGGGAAAACCCGGGACCGGUGCUGAAUGUGUAGGGGGUUCAUAGCUUGCUGUCCAGUAUCCAAACAGUCGCCUUCAUGGACGGGUCUGCUCCUGAUGAAGAUGAUGGAGAGCAGGCGGCCGGCUGGAUCAGGAAGACAGACAGGUUGGAUGCUUCAGGAAUGGGAGUAUCAGCAGCAUGGAACCAAUCAAGAAAGAAAUCCAGAGCUGGUGAAGAAGACCUUAUUGAGGACCUUCUGUCUCUGAAGCUGUUGUACCAGGACACAAAGAAACCAGAUACAGAGGCUGGAACAACCAUAUCCAGUGGUGUGAUGUCUGAGAGUCAGACCGAAGUUGUUGAAGCAGACAGGGAUGCUCCCUCUGUGUCUCCCUCCAGCCUCAUGGACACAUGCGGUCCAUCAAUUUCAAGCCUCUCCUCAUCCUCCUACUCCUCCACCCAUCAUCAUCAUCAUCAACAUGCCGACUUUUCUUCAUCCUCGCCUUCCUCUUCAUCGGUUGUGUGCCUUACUCCACCCUUACCUCCCUCUGUGGGAGUCCCAGCUGUGUUGACUGACACGAGACUGACUCUGGAUGUGUACCUGGGAGGAGCAGCGGCACUUCCACUGCUUUGGGGGUCCAUACCAGAGCAGGUGAGAGGCAUUCAGUACCUGAGGUUGGGCUCGGAGGAUAAAUCAGGACUGGAUGAUGCUCUGAAUGUCCUUCCUUACUUGACAGAGCUGUGCUCGCUGGCUAUUAGGGGUACUUUUCUGAUUACAUUUAUGAUGCAAUCUCAUGAUUUUAGAUGCUGUACGUCCUGUUUUUUUCACCGUGCUGUUUCUGCUCUUUUUCUAUUUCUGUAGGACACUGUUUCUUUGACUCCCAAGGUGACCCACUACCUGGCCUCCUCACCUCUCUGCCUUCUUCAUUCUCCUCUCUUUCUCGCCUGGUACACCUGGAUCUCUCCUUUAACCAGCUCUCCUCUCUGCCCUCGUGCCUUCUCAGUCUGCCGCAGCUCUCCUCGUUGCUCCUCUGUCACAACCGCCUCUCAGCUUUGCCUCCUGAUGUAGGCCAGCUGUCCGCCCUCACCUACCUCUCCCUCCUCGGGAAUGAGCUGGUCUCUCUCCCCCCGACCAUUGGUCAGCUGAAGGCACUACAGACACUCGACAUCUCGUGUAACCUCCUUCAGUAUCUGCCUGAAGAUAUUGGCUCUCUGAAGGAGCUGGUUAACCUGGAAUUGUCUCACAACAAACUGAAGCAGCUACCAGAGAGCAUGGGUAAGACUGCAAGGGAGAGUGAAUGUGUCAGUGAUAAACCAUGACGAUGAUAAAACUAGAAUUCUGCUUUAAGUGAGUUUAGUUUCUUAAGUCUGUAAUAAACUUUGUCUACUUUGUUGCCCAGGCGCUCUCCUCUCUCUCAGGAAGCUUGUCAUCUAUAGCAAUGACCUCCGCCUGAUCCCACACAGUGUGAACAAACUGCCUCUGCUGAAAAUAGAUGUACGUGACAAUCCUUUGGGACAACCCCCAACGCCUCCUCCUCUCCCUCCUGCACCUGGUGAGUAGAAAGGGAGAAGGGUGUCUAAUUGAUUGGGGCUUAAAUUAUCUUUACUGUGUUGCCGUCAGAUACAGCGUUUACAUCUGAUGUCAGCACAUUUACUCUGUUUGUUGCAAUGCUGUUUUUUUGCUAGAUAAAGCAGAAACAGGACUUCCUGAGUUGCACCUUGGAUUUUAUCAGCACAGGUAAAGUGACACUCUCAGUAGUGGGCAUUUUUUUUCUGAUCUGCAGCAAUAAUGGUCAGCGAAGUGUAUAAGCUAUAUAACAUUUGAAGACAUUGUGCUCCUUUUUGCUCCUCAGUUUCUGUGUUUCGUCCGCUGGGUGUCAUGUGUUUCUCCCAGGGGGGGCUGAGCUGCUGUUCCCCCCGGGUUGCCUGGAGACAACAAAAACUCUGGAGUGGCUGGAGAAACGACCAGAAAAAAAGUGGGUGCAGCUGGAAGAGCACGCCACCCUCCUGAGUCGUCCACUGGAACUUCGCCCACAUGGAAUUACCUUCUUAAAGGUAUAAAACAGAAGUCUUGUGGAAAUAAAUUUGUCUUGAACCAAUUCCCAUUGGUCCCUCGGGAUAAAGUUCUGCAUAAUAAAGGAUCAGUCUGCCACAAAUACUAACCUGACCUCUUAGAUAACUAGAAUAUGGUAACUGUCUCUUAAUAACUAAGAUAGGAUGUUGAAGAGGUUGAACUCAAGCUUUAAAUUCUAGUUAAAACAACCAUCAGGAGAUGUCUAAGUGUCUGUGUCUUCCUGUUUUAUAGUUUGGGGGUUUAAGGCCAAUGUAGGCAUAAAGUUCACAGAAAGUAUCUCAUAGAUAAAUGAUAUCAAUGGAAAACAAGCAAAAUGGAAUUUUCAAGGUUGAUUUUGAGUAUUAGUGCUUCAUGAUACAGAUGAGUGGUACUGCAUAAAAUGAGAACCUGUAGUCAAACGUUACAGUAUGUUCUUGACAUUCCAACAAUAGACUCCAUCACAGCUAAUUAUUGUAGAUAAAUAUAUAAAACAGCAAUAAAUGGGAUAAUUUACCUUUGGAAAGCUUUUAAAGUUCAUGUAUAUAUUAAAACCACUCACACACAUGCUCUGGUUUCAACUAUAGUAGUUUCAGCAGUGGUUGUUGGUGGGACAAUAAGUGAGAUAGAGUGAGUGGAAACAGUCUAAGGGAAAGACUCACUAGAGCCAAAGACAUGCAUCUUUAAUAGACAGAUAAUUGGUUGACCCCUCAGUUUUUGUUUGACCUUGUAGGGAUCAACAGUCAAGAUAUCUGGGCCUCUCUUGAACUUGUUUCAUUAAAUAUGUUACAGAAGAGUAUCCAGAAAUGUACCGGUGCUCAGACUUGGAGCACUUGUCACAGGGUGUGCUCCUCCAAACUUCUGACAGUGUGUUUUGGUUUGAAAAUGUCAACUUUUAAAUCCCCACAGCCUGUGGAGGUGUGUGUGCCGUAUCAUCGGCCCAGAAGAAGAGAAGUGGUGGUGCAGAAGUUUGAUGGACAGACAUGGAGCAUUCUGCCCACUGUUCUCAGGAGAGGAAGUGAAGGCCACAGCAGUCACCCCGGUGGACGUCCAGCCAGGGUAAAGCACGGUACCUGCAACUCCAAAAAACAAAAAAAAAGAACAUUUUUCACUACAGUUUAAAUAUUUUUUAAGUACAGCCAAAAAUGACCCCUUUGUGUCUGUUUAGCUGGCUUGCUGCACAGUCAGCCAGUUCUCCUGGUUUAUGGCUGUGUCCCGCCCAGGAAAGGACAGUUGCUCUCUCACACCAGCUGGAGCUCUGCUGAUAUCCAGCUCUGAUCCUGGAAUAAAGCUCCAAUUUCCUCCAGACUCCACUGUGCAGACCCGUACUGUAACUUUACAGGUAGUGCUGAGUUGUACAGAAGAUUAUAUCAGGCAAAACUUGUCUAAUCUGCAUCUUAUAAAGCUUUGGUUGCCUCUCUAUGUGCACAUAGGUGCUGCAGGUGUCUGUGUCAGAGGUGCAGGCACUGUGUGGUGAUCCUCAGGCCAGUGUCAGCCCCCUCCUCUGCCUCUCCCAGACUCCCAAUUUACAAUUUCUUCAACCUAUUAAGGUUCAGGUCCCUCUGCCCUCAGGAGUCACAGGUCCAGUAUGCCCUCUUUGUAAAGGUAAAGACAUUUUUGUUAAAAAUAUAAGAAUGUUACAGUAACACUGAAUGCUGCUUCUUUAGGCCAUACGAUUGAUAUGUCCUGUUUACAUCUGCUACACGGAGACCCUACUGCACAAACCUGGACUGAUAUCACAUCUGAGGUGUCUCUCUAUAUCACCCAUCUGUAUGCCAUUUUCUACAUCACCCAUUUCUCUUGGUGAGUUUUUAUCAUUUGUCCCUCUUUCUGUUUGAUCCGUUUAUUUAUAUUGUUGUAAUACAGCUUUGUGUCCACCAUGACAGGUAUUGGCUGUGGUACACAACUCAGCGCUGUGUCAGUGGGGUGGUCAGGAAAGUCUAUCAGAAGCUAAAGCAGUUUAAAGUUCAGUUCAUGGUCCUCCAGAGGAAGACUGAUCCUUCACAAGUGAUGCUCCAGUGUUUACCUGCUAAUAAGGUUUGAAAUUCUACUUCAACUGUGUUAUUAAAUAGAAAUGCCUUUGUAAUGUAACAUGUGUAAAAACUCCAGUUAGUGAUUGUGAUGUUUUCUGACCAGGUGGAAAGCAGAGUGCAGUCUUUAUCAGAGCAAUAUGAUGGACCUCAGCCUUCAGACCUGUGUGACCUGCUGGAAGGAGAGCAGUUUUUUGCAGGCUUUGAGAGAGGCUUAGAUAUCAGCUCAGGUCUGAAGUCCUCUUUGAGGCUCUAUCUUAAAUAAACACGAUUCCUGCUGCUCCUUUUCCUGUCAAGAUUGUAUGAUAUGCUGUGAUGACUCGACAUUAUACUUUCUUGUUUUCUCCAGAGAGACCAGACUGUGUUGGGGGACGCCUUUGUUUUGUGUUUUACUCCAGUUUGAAAAAUCUGAAGGAGGUGUACAUCUGUCCAGCUCAGGGUCAAAAGGGUCCAGUGAGGGGACAAGUAAGACAUAAUAAGUAUCAUAUUACAUAUAUAUGAAGGUGAUUUAUGACCACAAGCAUCCAGAACUUUGAGUACCAGGGACUUCUCUGCGAGGAACUGAAUGGUUCCUGUGCCCCGUUGUUGUCUGUGUUUCUACCGGGGUUAAAGUUGAGGGUAAAUAAUGCAGAUCAGGCCAAUGACAUCCAGGAAGAAUAUCUGGAAAUGAAAUUACUUACACAGCUCUUUAUUCUAGUGUCAGCUGAACUUUAGAAAAAGUUGUCAGAAAUCACAUUGGCAGCAGUUGAGCUGUAUUGAUUAUUAAAUAUAAUCAGGUUACUGGAAACAUUUGAUCUUGUACAGCUGCCCUUUGGUACCUCUACUUGUUUAACUCUCUCUCUGCACAGCUGGUGUCUGUGUGUAAAUUACACAUCAGCCUAUGAUGUAAAAGAUAUAGACUAACCCCCGAAUCUGUUGAAACACCCCAAAGAAUCCCUUAGAUGAGAAAUGUGUACAUUAACAGAGUUAUAAUUCAUGUCUAUACAUCGAUUUAAUGAACUGGUAACAUUAGGUUCAUCAGGCCUUCCUGGGCCAUUCAAAAGUACUACCUUCUGAGCAGGGGCUUUUCAAGGGGUAGGUCUUCUACCCCUGAACUAAUUUUAGACCAGAACUCCUGGGUAAGGCUCCUAGUUUCUGGGGAAAGUUCCUGCGGUCAAAAAGCACCUUUUAAAAGUAAAGUGAAAUGUGUCUGCUGUUACAUUUUCUUGUUGUCUGUCCAUGCUAAGACUGAAUCCUUUUGUCUCUGUUAUAUUAUAACAAACACUAAGUCAGAAUAAACGAGAUUACAAGUACAGUGCGCACACAAAGAACAGGGCAUUAUGAAACAGAGGACAGGACACAACCGAAAACCUCCACAGGGGGGCAAAAAGACUGCAUGAGUUGAGUUUCAGACAAAAAUGACACAUCUUUCCUAAGACACGACUGAGUCCAAUCUGACCACAUACUCACUCCAAAUUACUCCACUGGAAAUGGCAUUAGUUCUAAUGUCCAUAGCCAAUAAUGGAUUACGUAUCAGAUUCAAAAUACAGAGAUAGAAAAUAUUUCUUAGAAAAAUCUAUUUUUUCUGAUGAUAAUCUUUGGAUUUGAUGUCCUAAAUGGAAAAUGACAGCUGAAAAUAUAAGAGUAUUAUCAGUGGGAGACUAGAGCAUGACAGGCAAAUCAUCGCUUGAGGCAACAAGGUAUUACACCAUAACCUCUUUAGAAACAGGAAGUGCCAACAACCAAACAUUUAUUUAGUUGUAGUAAGUUUUCAUUCAGCAGAUAAGCACAAAAAUUUUGAAUGGUCAUUUUCCCAUUAAAAUGACUCAGUAUUUAUUCAAGUAAGAGAAACCAGAGCCCUUGUAAAUGAAGGCAAACAAACAAACAUGGAGGUGUGGUACUUUGAAAUGAUAAAAUACUCAAUGUUUUUGUUACAGGUGUCUUUUUACAGAGGGGAGAUCCCUGAAAACUUACCUGAAGAGGUGGCGAGGAAAAGGAAAGGCCAAGAUAGUCAGUGGCUUGCGACCUUACCACUAAAGCUCCCAGUAAGUUUAACAGACUGAUGCUAUUUCAUUUUUCUGUGUUUCCUAUUUCAACAUUUCAAAUAAACUUCACAUUUAUUGACAUUUUUAGAACAGGUGAAAAUUGACCUAGAAUAUCAGAGGCACUUAUUUAAUUAAACGUGUAUAUAAUGAUGGAAGUGGAUGUUUAACCUUUAGGAGAAACCGUCUUACUCUGUCGUGUCUCUUUUACUUUUCAUUUCACAGGCUCUAAACUCAGAAAAUCAUUUCAUCAUGGAAGAUCUCCAGUAUCCUCCCUUGAACCUGGGUGACCCUGAGAGUGGUUACCUGACAGAAGCCAACCUGCUGUCCAUCUCUCUUCAGAUUGGUCACGACUGGAGAGUUAUUGGCAUCAAUCUCGGCCUGAGCUUCCAGGAGCUUGACCGCAUCCAGUACAAGCACAGGUCAGUAUGAAAAACUGUUGACCUGACCUAAGUUUCUCAAAGUAAUUUGAAUGAAACAGUUCAAUCACUAGUGGGGAUAUUUCCUGGUUUUGACCUUUAACUUUUCAACACAUUUUAUAGUCUUUAUGUCAUGGGGUUAUAUAUUUGUUUGCAAAACAAAAUACUGCAAAUUUGACUGCAAACUUUCCUGUAUUUGACAUUUAAGUGUCUUUUUAGUAACUAUUGUCUUGUUCACAAGAUCACAGAACUUAGCAGGUUAGGUUCUCUUUCAUAUGACUGUACAGAUUAUUUCUAACGGGACUUAAGUAUCACCUCCUACUGGCCUGAUAUAUAUCUAAAGAUAAAGUCUAAAUUCGUAAACCUGUGAGAGAGAUUUACAUAGAUUCCUGUGUGAGUGCGUGUUUCAGUACAACCAAAACCCUCAAGGGAACAAGAUGGAGUGAGUCGUAACGUGACUGACGGAGAGAAAUGGUAGAGAAUUUGAUUGUUUUAAUCUGCACUGUCAGCCAUCACUAAGCCAUCUGGGACACCGCAGGAGAUUACAUACAGACUGAUGCUCAUCUGUCCCUCCCCCCCUACUCCUCAUGCUCAAAAAAACCUCCCAUGACGCAUCCUGGAGGUGGAGGAGAAAUGCUUUCUAUAGAAUCAAAAAUACACACUGCAGCGGGUAAUCUUUGUGAGGGGUUGAAAUGGGAUUCUGUGAAUGUUCUUUCUCGUCUUUCUUUGGAAACACACCACCGACUGCUUGCUGCUGUCGUGAUGUUGAGAAAGAGUCGUAGUAUAAAACCUGAAUAGCCAGUGUUGGUGCAAUCCUCAGUGUACAUCCAUCCAGGUGUUGUAGUGAUCUGGUUUUAUGAGGGAGUAGAGUUGUUUUGAUAUGAGAACCACUUGUUUUAUUACUUUGGUUUAAAUCAAAUCAAUCAUGUACAUUAGCUGUCUUCAAGGGUUGGGGGAAUCUAUACAGUAUUGUUGUUGUUGGCAGUUUUGUAUUGACAAGUCACAUAUACUUUGACAUGUCACAAAGUAUAAUUUUUAGUUAUCACUGCAAACACAAAAUAGGCUUUUAGAAUAAUCUGACAGAAUAAACCUUUUGAAAGAGCUUCAUACCUUUUGUAAAAAUUGCAAUUGCAUUUGGUCCAAAUAUUUAAUUGCACAGCAAUGUAGGCAACACAUAGAGAUGUAUUUGUCAGGUACCUUCAACAUUGAAGGCAUUUUGGUCUUUCAGAUCCAAAUCCCAUUUUAAAUCCCCAAACAAUCACACUGUGACCAGAGCAUCAUUAUAUAAGAACUCCAGUGAUUCCCGCCCCAACUAUCUUAUGUCUUCUCAUUGAUUCUCUGCUUUCCUUACAGGGACAACCUUGGAGCGCUGGUGCUAGACAUGCUGUUCCUCUGGGCUCGGGGUCAGAGGACCGCAGGACCAGGGUCCGUGUCGAGGCUGGUGGAGGCUAUGAUAGAAAGCGGCAGGAGGGACCUGGCUGAUGAGAUUGAGGACAUUGUCAACAUAGGAAAGAGAAAGUAUUCGGAGUCACUGAGGAGAGUGGGACUUGAAGCAGAGAGCUCCUCUCUCAGUGAAACGCAGCAGUAGACAGACUCACACUGAGUGCAGAUGGCUGACCUACAGUUGAGUAACCUGUUUGUUUACAAGUUGCCCUCAUCAUGGUGAUGUCUGCUGUCCAAACAGCUGUCCUUGAAUACCAAAAAGCUCUUUUUUAAAGUAUUGACAACAGCAGUUGGCUGGUGGCCUUUUUUUAAAUUUAUUUUUACCUACGGAAGACAACAGAUAUGAGUGAUCAGCAUGAAUUUAAACACCCAUGAAUAUUUUUAGAGACAUCAAUUUUAAAGAUUGCUAUGAGAGGCACAAUGAUUAGAAGGAAAAAUUAAAAAUCACAGUUCUAAGCAAAAAAUUUUGAUUUUUAUAAAGUAUCAUUAUGUUGAGUAGAACUUUUACACGAAGUGAAAUUUCUGGAUGGGAUUAUUCCAAAAGCACACAAUACUAACUUAUUUUGACAUCAUUUUGAUUAUUUUCACAAGCAAGCUCUAAAAUCAAAGAAUUUCUCUGCUUCUCUUUGUCCUUUUUGUUGGUUAUUAAACCUCUAAAAGAUG